AGAGGGUGCUGAGGGAACUUGCCACAGAAGCAUAUGUUGCUCUAGCUCCAAAGGAUUUAUUACCUUGCAGAACUUAGAGGCAGCACUCAAAUAUCAGGGUGGCAAGAGAGCUGCUUGCGAGGAGUUGAUAUUGUGAGCACUGAGGACUGUGAACAGAUCCCUCUGUAGCUGUAAAGCUCUAAGCUAAAGCCAAGAUGAAGUUACCAAAGUCGAAAGUGACGGAUAGCUCUGCCGAGGGGCAGAAAGAAGGUGCUGGUGCUGAAGGAGGGGCCACCAAGAAGCCAGGCAUCAAAUUUAGGUCUAAGGUGCCUGGGGUCAUGAUCACACAAUAUGCUGAAACUCUCCCGGAAGGAAAAACAACUCCAGACUUCACUCGCAAACCAAUUGCAUUGACAAUUCAAGAGGGGAAGCUUGCCAUAUUUAAAGCCAAAGUGAUUGGAGAGCCACAGCCUGAAGUCCAGUGGAAAAGAGCCAAUGGGGAAAUGGACGACCCGAAAAAGUUCCAAUGCAAAUACGAUGCCAAUUCAAAUGAACACACCUUAGAGAUACCUGCUGUAAGUUCGGAUGAAGCUGACACCUACAAGUGCUAUGCCAGAAAUGAGUUUGGAAAGGCUGUGUGCACGGUCAUGCUGAAUAUCAUUGAAGUUGGUUUCAAGAAGAAGAAGGAGCUGGCUAAGUCUAAAGAAGAGGCAAAACCUAAACAAGAUCCUACAGAGUUCAGAAAGAUGUUAAGGAAAGGUAAAAAGCAAAAGAAGGAAAAGAAGGAAGGCGAGAUUGAUGAGGAUGUCUGGGACAUUUUGAUGAGCGCUGACAAGAAGGACUAUGAACGUAUAUGUUUUGAGCAUGGCAUAACUGACUUCCGUGGAAUGCUUAAGAAGCUGCAGGAGAUGAAGAGAGUGAGAGAAGAGGAGCAGGCUCAGUUCAUAGAACAUCUAAGCAAUCUCAAGCAGAUUAAAAUGAAAUCAGAGGAUUGCGCUGAAUUUGAACUUGAUAUGGACCUGAAGGACCCCAACAGUCAGGUUUUCAUCUACAAGGAUGGAGUUAUGGUUGCUUUCAGUAAAGAAAUGGAAGGGGAUAUGAAGCAUUGUCUGAAGCAAGUUGGAAAGAAAUUCAUUUUCUCUGUCAAAAAUCUGAGUCCAGAGGAUGCUGGACUUUACCAACUGGACGUUGAGGGCGUUAACGUCUUCUCUACUGAUUUCAAGCUUCCUCCUGUUGAGUUUGUCGUCAAAAUCCAGGAAGUGAAGGCCGAGGAGAGGCAAGAUGCUCAAUUUGAAUGUGUCAUCAGCCUGCCAAUGCCUGAGAUUACAUGGACCCUGAAGAACAAUCCUAUAGAGGCCGGCGAAAAGUAUGAGAUGAUUGUGUCUGAAGACAAGCUUAUCCAUAAGCUUCUUAUCAAAGAUUGUAUGCCUGUUGAUAGUGGAAUCUAUGCAGCUAUUGCAGGCCUCAAAUCUUGCAGUGCUUGGCUGAUAGUUGAGGCUGACAAAUCAUCAAAGGGUAAGAAAAAGGAGAGAAAGGCUGGCGUGGCUGGUGGAGGCCAAGACCUGGCCAAGAUUGCAGCCGAGCAGGCGGAGAAGAUGAAGAGAGACAUGGAGGCAGCCAUGGAGGCAGCGAAGAAAGCCAAAGCAGAUAGAGAAGCCGCUGACGCCGCAGCCGUAGACGACGCAGAAGCUGCGGCACAGAGGAGAGCAGCGGAGAGGGCAGCAGCGGCUGAGAAGGCUGCAAGAGAGGCGGCCGAGAGAGCAGCAGCUGAGGAGGCAGCCAGGGCAGCAGCAGCAGCAGCCGCAGCAGCCGCCGCUGCGGCCGCGGCCAAAGCGGCAGCAGAGGCAGCCCUGGCUGCUGCCAACAAGCCAGGGGCCACCAAAGAAGAGAUAGAGGCGGCAGAGGCUGCUGCAAGGGCGGCCGCAGAGGCUGCUGCAAAGGCGAAGGCCGAUGCUGACGCAGCAGCAGCGGCAGGACAAGCGAGUGCAGACGCAUUAGUAAAAGUGGAAGAGCCAAAAGAAGAGGAAGAAGGGGCAAAAAAGAAACGUGUCAGAGACGGACCACUUGUUCCAGAUACCAUCAUAGGACAGUCACAAAGCGACAUGGCAAAUAGUCAAAGUGGUGCAGGAGGCAAAGCCAAGGGUCGCUCUCGUGCCAAGCAAGGCUCACUGGUCCCAGACACGGUUGUGGGUGGGACCCCAGGGCAUCAUGGGAACCCUGGCAACUCUGGAUAUCAUGGCUACCCUGAUGGCGAAUCGGCUGUUGCAGCUGCAGGGUCAGUAGCAGGCGAUGCAGCCGGCGAUGCAGCCGGCGACGCAGCCGGUUAUGCAGCCAGCACUGACGGGUCUGCUGCGACCGGCAGGCGUUCUGGCCGUGUCAAGCAAGGCCCGCUGCUAGAGGAGACCGUCAUUGACCCUGGGGUUCACUUUUCCGCUGGACUUGAGGAUUGCAAAGUCAUUGUUGGGGAGCCAGCAGAGUUGGUUUGCAAGCUGAGCAGUGAGGAGGCCAAGGGAAAAUGGUACCACGAAGGGGAAGAGAUCAUAGAACCUGCUGAGGGGUUAACAAUCACCAAGGAUGGUGCUUUCCAUAAGCUGAAAAUCCACAAUGUCAGUGCGGAAUUUGCUGGGAAAUAUAAAUUUGAGGCAGAUGGACGCAAAACAGAAGCCAUGAUUGCUGUUGAAGAUCCUCCAAGAUUUGAUAAAGAGGAGUUGGAAAAAUUUACAGCUCCAAUAGUUAUAAAAGCUGGUCAACGAGCUCAGUUCAAAAUGCCAUAUAUCGGACAAGAACCUGCAAAAGUCCAAUGGUACCAUGAGGGUGAAGAACUAGUGCCUGAUACCAACAUCAAGAUUAUGACUGACGAGGGAUACAGCUGUUUAAUGUUCAACUCCAAGUUGACUCGCAAGGACACAGGAGAGAUCAAAAUCAAAAUAAAGAAUGAGUUUGGAACUGUUGAAGCUUGCACACAGCUUAUUGUUCUUGACAGGCCCACCCCCCCUCUUGGCCCCCUGGAAAUCAUUGAGGCCUCUUCAGAUCGUAUUGAGAUCAAGUGGAGAUCUCCAAAGGAUGAUGGUGGAUCCCCUAUAACUAAUUACAUUAUAGAUCGCAAUCAGAUAGGACGUAACACUUGGAAAAAACUUGGGCAAAUCCCAGGGGACGCUUACUACAAUGACACUGAUGUGGACCAUGGCAGAAGAUACUGUUACCGUCUACGGGCUGUGACAGCAGAAGGUAUCAGUGAGCUGAUGGAGACAGAAGAUGUCCAGGCUGGGACAAAAGCAUACCCUGGAGCCCCAUCUGUUCCUAAAGUGGAAUCUGCAUUUAAGGACUGCAUCAAUCUGACCUGGACCCCUCCCGCCAACACUGGUGGAACUAAUAUCAAUGGCUACAUGCUGGAGAAGAGAAAGAAAGGAAGCAAUCUUUGGGGUCAGGUUAACAAAGCAGAUAAACUUAUCAAAGGCAAGACAUUUGCAGUGAAAGACGUCAUUGAAGGCAUGGAGUAUGAAUUCCGUAUCUGCGCAAUAAAUAUCUCGGGAGCUGGAGAAUUCAGUACCCCAUCUGAUUUUGUGUUUGCUAGAGAUCCCAAAAAGCCACCUGGAAAGGUUAUUGACCUAAAGGUAACAGAUUCAACCUACAAUACAUUGUCCCUUUCUUGGACUAAACCAAAGGAAGAGAAAGGGGUGCAAGAUGAGGCCAAAGGAUAUUUUGUGGAGGUUCGGCCAGCGGAGAGCACUGAGUGGGAGCGCUGUAACACUAACUAUAUCAUAAUGGGCUCAUACACGGUGAAGGGCCUGAAGUCUAUGGCCAUGUAUUGGGUGAGAGUCAUAGCUGAAAAUGACGGUGGACAAGGAGAGCCCCAAGAACUGGAUAAUUACAUUCUUGCUAUGCCUCCACCAGUCCGACCUAGGUUCACAGAUCAGAAAAUCAAAAGCAUCAUGGUGGUCCAAGCAGGGAACUCUGCCCGUUUCAAUAUCAACUUUGAGGCUUCACCAUGGCCAGAUGUGACCUGGUUGAAAGACGGUGUCCCUGCAUCCAAGCGUGUUACCAUUAGCAAUGCUCCUGGCGCAUCCCAGAUAUUGAUCCCUUCUUCUGAGCGCUCGGACACUGGAAUAUACACCAUUGUGGUUAAAAACAUUGUUGGCCAAGAGACCUUCAGCAUUGAGAUCAGAGUCACAGAUGAGCCCAAACCUCCUGGUCCAGUGGAAGUUGAUGAAAAUGUGCCAGGGACAGUGACUGUAUCCUGGACCCCAUCGCCAGAUGAGAAGCGUGAUGACCGGCUCCACUACAUGGUGACUAAGCGGGACUCCAGCAAGAGAACGUGGCACACUGUGGGAGAUCACAUCUUCAACAAUAAGUACACUGCUUGUAAUAUCAUGCCUGGGCGUGAGUACAAUUUCAGAGUCUACGCAAAGAACGACAUGGGACUCUCUGCACCAUCAGAGUCACCAAAGUGGUUCAUCAGUGCCAAGAAAGAAAAGUUUACGCUGAGCAUGCCUGAAUCUAAGACAUGCAACCUGGAGAGGCCUCCCAAGUUCCUGGUUCCUCUGAAGAUGCACACAGCUCCCCAGGGCUAUGAGUGCUACAUGAGUUGUGCUAUAAGGGGGGAUCCAUCACCCCAUGUCACCUGGUACCGCAAUAACGUCAGCCUCAAUACAAACACCAACUACUACAUCUCCAACACCUGUGGUGUCUGCUCCAUGCUCAUCUUAAGAGUUGGUCCCAAGGACACAGGAGAGUACAAGAUUGUUGCAGAGAACCCCCUGGGGAGGGCAGAGUGCACUACUAAACUUACUGUCCGAGAUUAAAACAAGACUGCAUCAAUGGCCUGGAUGCUUCAUUCACAUCAUUUUUUGUGAUUUUUGUGAUUUUGAGAUUUUUCUUGGACUCAGUGAGACUUAUUUUGUGAUUUGGUGAAUUGUUAUUUUUAUGUAGAAUAAGAUAUGUGUAUCUUUUUGUGAAGAUAUAAUGUGUUUAUCACAUGUAAUGUGAUGUUACUCAACAUUCUAAGUGUUGCAUACACUACAGAAUGGUACUGUAUGCAUCACUCAAAUAAUUAGAUUUUGGGGGAUGAACAGGAAUAGUUGGAGUGACCUUUACCAUGCAUCAUGCUUUGCCCUUGACAGAAUGUUCUAGACAACUAUGGACAAAUAAUCAUAGACAUUACUAUGCAAUAUCUGAAAAAGCAGUAGAUAAGUGACCAUAUGCAUGUGACGAAAGAUAUGUCUUGCAUUGUCAUCUGAAUAAGUCUGCUUCUUAAUUACAGUAACUAAGAUACUAUACUCUACACCAUGUUGAAAUGACUAUUGUGGAAAUGUAGAAGAUAGGACACAAGAUCUGUGUUUAAGUACAUGAAAACAUGUACUUGAUGAAUAAACAAUGUAUGUCAAUAUUGAAUUUAAUCAAAA
Molecule: messenger RNA, 5381 nt
Organism: Sardina pilchardus (European sardine)
Lineage: Eukaryota; Metazoa; Chordata; Actinopteri; Clupeiformes; Clupeidae
Gene: igfn1.1
Product: immunoglobulin like and fibronectin type III domain containing 1, tandem duplicate 1
Exons: 27
Coding region: 195-4781 (1528 amino acids)
Molecular function (GO): protein binding
Source: RefSeq, a predicted model, not a curated record